Messenger RNA from Williopsis jadinii, 2000 nucleotides. Its product is annotated as glycerol proton symporter of the plasma membrane. The record is from RefSeq and is a predicted model, not a curated record. Gene Ontology annotation, cellular component: membrane. Gene Ontology annotation, biological process: transmembrane transport; carbohydrate transport. Lineage: Eukaryota; Fungi; Ascomycota; Saccharomycetes; Phaffomycetales; Wickerhamomycetaceae. The transcript has a single exon. Gene Ontology annotation, molecular function: carbohydrate:proton symporter activity. Bases 69 to 1940 code for a protein of 623 amino acids.
UGUUUUGUUGAUAGAAACGCACUAACAAGGUCAAUUGGAGAUACCCUGGACCACCCGUGAAGCCCAGCAUGUCAGACAACGACUACCAAGACCUCGUCGUGAACGAUUCCCUGCUUGUUGGUAAGCCCUUGCUGUACUUCACCACUGUCUUCGUCUCGACAGGUGUGUUGCUCUUUGGGUUCGAACAAGGUGUUAUGUCUGGUCUGCUGACCAAUGAACACUUCAAGGAUUACUUUGCAAACCCUUCCAGCGCUGCGAUUGGAACGAUGGUUGCGAUUUUGGAGGUUGGAGCGUUGAUAUCGUCCUUGCUCGCUGGUAAGAUCAGCGAGAAGAUUGGUAGACGGAGAAGCAUACGGUACGGGUCGUUCAUCUUUGCAAUUGGUGGAGCUAUCCAGGCUCUGACGCCAAAUUUCAUCGUGCUGACCGUGGCACGGUUCAUCUCAGGACUGGGAGUUGGUCUGCUGACCACGGUGGUGCCUGUCUAUCAGAGUGAAAUCAGUCCAAGCAAGCACCGUGGUCGAUUGGCAUGCGUUGAGUUCACGGGGAACAUUGUCGGCUAUGCCUCAUCCGUGUGGGCAGAUUACUUCUGCUCCUUCAUAGAGGGCAACAUGUCAUGGAGAAUACCACUGUCGAUCCAGUGCUGGAUUGCGAUCGCACUGUAUCUCGGGUCCUUCGUCAUUGUUGAGUCUCCAAGAUGGCUGUUAAACCAUGACCACGAUGCCGAGGGCAUCGUGGUGAUUGCAGAUCUAACCACAGGUGGUGAUGUGCAAGAUGAGAGGGCCAGAGCCGAGUACCGUGAAAUCAAAGAGGCCGUGCUGCUCCAUAGAUUGGAAGGUGAAAGCUCUUAUAGAUAUAUGUUCAAACGGUACAAGAGACGGGUUAUAAUUGCCAUGUCCUCACAGGCAUUCGCACAGCUGAACGGUAUCAAUGUGAUCUCAUACUAUGCGCCUCUGGUGUUCGAGCAGGCUGGAUGGGUUGGACGUGAUGCCCUGUUAAUGACCGGGUAUAACUCGGUCAUCUAUGUGCUCAGCACUAUCCCACCAUGGAUCCUCGUUGAUAAAUGGGGGAGAAGACCAAUCCUGUUGAGUGGUGCCAUCGUUAUGGGAUUGGCGUUGACCUUCAUCUCAUACGCAAUGUACGUCAACACUGAAACCACUAGACACGCCGUUGUCAUCCUGGUUAUCAUCUUCAACGCAGGGUUUGGGUACUCGUUUGGCCCAAUUCCAUGGUUAUAUCCUCCAGAGAUUGCUCCUCUGAGCAUCCGUUCCAAAGUGGCAUCGCUUUCAACUGCGUCGAAUUGGGCAUUCAACUGGCUUGUUGGUGAAAUGACACCGAUAUUACAAGAAUUGAUCACGUGGAGAUUGUACUUGAUACACUCAACUUCCUGUUUCGUGUCGUUCUUUGUCGUUUACCUGUUCUACCCAGAGACUGCUGGUGUGAGCCUGGAAGACAUGGAUUCGAUCUUUGACGAUAGAUCGUCAACCUUUUCGUUCCAUGGGUCAACAAACUACCAGCCAGUGGACACCGAGGCACAGCAUUCAAGUGACGAUAGAUACCUUUCCGGGGCAGCUGUUGCAAGACAACAGGCUCUGGUUCAACCUAACACGGUUUACGAUACAUCAUCACAGCUACCACCACCAUUGGGACCAUCGCUAGCGAGACAAAAGUCUGAGACGUCGUUCCGUCAGCAGCUAAACUCCUUCCAACAGGGCCAUAGCUCGUCACAGUUCAGUGUUGAGCCACCAGGGCUAGAGGAGAUUGCCAAAUAUAAGAACAGUGAUCAAAACUCGAUAACUACAUCGUUGAGACGUGGCAGUGCUACAGUUAGUAGCAUUGUUGGUAAAGUGUUGAACAAAAAAUCCAAGCAGGAUUCCACUGCUGGUGAUGAAGAGGACCAAGCAUUGACGAGUGACCAGGAAUCUUCAAACUCUGCUCAUUGAAUUAGACUUGAUAUAUAUUUUGUAUAUGUUUUCAUAAACUCUUUGGAUUCGGAAGUCUUC